CAAGAACGAGACGCGAGUCGCCGGUAACACAGGAAGAGAGGGAGUGUUCAGUAACGUUAGGUCUACAGCAGGGAAGCCUCCGUUACCAGUUAGCAAACAGCUAGCAUAGCUUGUUAGCGCUGUCGUCCGGAGCUCAGCGUUUACAAUUUUAAAAUCAGGCGUGCAUGCCUCAUGGGGCACUGAUGUGAAGACCAGUACAAGAAGGAGCACGUGUUAUCAGAAUGGAUGGACAGACUCAAAGGAUUCAACUUGUGUCAGCUGACAGCAACAUGGCAUUAGGACACAGAAUCCAGAUUGUAACUGAUCCGCAGACGGGCCAAAAGAUCCAGAUUGUCACAGCACUCGAACCAUCUUCCCCAGGAAAGCAGCAGUACAUCCUAGCAAAUGCUGACUAUUCCCCUGGUGGGAAGGUAAUCCUAGCAAAGCAAGAAGGCUCCCCCAACAAGGUCAUCCUUUCCAGUCCAGACGGCUGUGGGGUUAACCAGCUGUUGUUUACAUCACAUGACCUGGCUGGGCAGCAGAUUCAGUUUGUGACUGACGGUUCGGACCAGUCCAUUGUGAAGCCGGUUGUGGAGUACUGCGUUGUCUGUGGGGACAAGGCCUCAGGGCGUCACUACGGAGCGGUCAGCUGUGAGGGUUGUAAAGGCUUCUUCAAACGCAGUAUUCGAAAGAACCUAGUGUACACGUGCCGAAGCUCCGGAGAGUGUGCCAUCAACAAGCUCCACCGAAACCGCUGCCAGUACUGUCGACUGCAGCGCUGCAUAUCUCUGGGCAUGAAACAGGAUUCUGUGCAGUGUGAGAGGAAGCCUGUCGAAGUGACUCCAAGGGAGAAAUCUGUCAACUGUGCGGCCUCCACUGAGAAAAUCUACAUCCGCAAAAACCUGUGUAGUCCUCUGGCUGCCACACCCACUUUUAUGACUGACAAAGAAACUGCCAGGUCUACAAGUUUGCUUGAGUCAAGCAUGUUGCUCAACAUUCAACAACCCUUCUCCAAGAUGGAAAACACCAUCUUGAUUCCAGCAUCCCCUGACAAGCAGGUUGACCCAUCUCAGAGUGACCUCGGCACGCUGGCAAAUGUAGUGACGUCACUCGCCCACCUCAGCAAAGCCAGGGAGGCAAGUGACGGCGGCACCGACCUGAUGGGAGAUGAAACGCUUAGCAACGGGGACAGCUCGAUGACAGACCUGCAAGGGGAAGAGCAAAGUGCAAGUGAUAUUACUCGAGCUUUUGACAACCUGGCCAAAGUCCUGCACCCUGGUGGUGGCACAGUGGGAGAUUCCUUGGAGGCCACGAUGCAGCUGAUGUCGGGGGACCAGUCGGGUCCAAUAGUGGAGUUGGAGGGACCUAUACUCUCUGGCAGCCAUUUCCCCUUCAAGCUUAUGAUGCCUUUGCCUGUGCCAGAGUACCUCAAUGUCAACUACAUUUGUGAGUCAGCUUCCCGGCUACUUUUUCUCUCAAUGCACUGGGCACGCUCCAUUCCUGCUUUCCAGACCCUGGGCGGUCAAGACAAUGACAUUAACUUAAUGAAAGCCUGCUGGAAUGAAUUGUUUGCCCUGGGUCUGGCACAGUGCUCCAACGUCAUGAAUGUUGGUACCAUCCUAAGUGCCAUUAUCAACCAUCUGCAGACCAGCUUACAGGAAGAUAAGCUGUCCCCAGAUCGAGUAAAACUAGUAAUGGAGCACAUCUGGAGAAUGCAGGAGUUCUGUAACAACAUGAUCAAGCUGUCCCCAGACUCUUAUGAAUACGCAUACCUGAAAGCCAUUGUUCUCUUCAGUCCCGAUCACCCAGGCAUCGAUAACACACCACAGAUCGAGCGCUUUCAGGAGAAGGCCUACAUGGAGCUGCAGGACUACGUGACCUCGUCCUACCCAGAGGACUCCUAUCGGUUAUCCAAGCUGUUGCUGCGUCUUCCCGCCCUCCGGCUGAUAAGUGCAGCUGUUACCGAGGAGCUGUUCUUCGCCGGGCUCAUCGGCAACGUGCAGAUCGACAGCAUCAUCCCGUACAUCCUCAAGAUGGAGUCCACUGACUAUAACAGCCAGGCCGUGUCUGGGGUCUGACACCAAAAAGAGGACAAACAAAAAUGAACUCCAUGGGACAAGUGAGUCUGCCAGUAUCUUCCCAUUCAGGAAUGAACCCUUGAAACCUGCAUAGUAGAGUGCGCUUUUUAUUGUACAUAGUAUUUUAUGCUUCAUCUUCUCCAGGCCUAUACUUUUUUCGCAGCUUUUGUUUCCACUUCCAGCCUUCAGGGUGAUUUGUUUUUCAGUGCUCUCCGGCAAGGUUGUGCUUUAUUUUUUAUUUUUGUGAAUUGAUUUGUGAGGUGUCUUUAUCGCAAAAGGUUAUAACCUUUUUAUUUCUUAUUUGUUUGCUAAUCCAAAGGAUCAAGCAACAUUGCUCGUCAAAUAUUUGACAGCUGAAUUAACUGUACAUAGAUUUGUAUAUAGAGUGCACCAAGAAGUCUAAGAUGGGAAGCACUUGUUAAUUCCAUCUUCCGGACAAAAUAAUGUGGAUUGAAAAUGGUGUCAUUUGAAAAUAAAAAACAAACCCCUUUCAA
Messenger RNA from Gasterosteus aculeatus aculeatus (three-spined stickleback), 2551 nucleotides. Its product is annotated as nuclear receptor subfamily 2 group C member 1. The record is from RefSeq and is a predicted model, not a curated record. Gene Ontology annotation, molecular function: sequence-specific DNA binding; zinc ion binding; DNA-binding transcription factor activity. Gene Ontology annotation, biological process: regulation of DNA-templated transcription. NCBI's taxonomy places the organism in Eukaryota, Metazoa, Chordata, Actinopteri, Perciformes, Gasterosteidae.